Molecule: messenger RNA, 981 nt
Organism: Henningerozyma blattae CBS 6284
Lineage: Eukaryota; Fungi; Ascomycota; Saccharomycetes; Saccharomycetales; Saccharomycetaceae
Gene: COX18
Product: membrane insertase COX18
Exons: 1
Coding region: 1-981 (326 amino acids)
Biological process (GO): mitochondrial respiratory chain complex IV assembly; protein insertion into mitochondrial inner membrane from matrix
Cellular component (GO): mitochondrial inner membrane
Molecular function (GO): membrane insertase activity
Source: RefSeq, a predicted model, not a curated record
AUGUUUCUUCGAUCGGGUAUAUCAAGAACCUUUGUUUCUUUGAACAGUUCUGUUGUUUUUAAGGGACGAUAUCUAGGGAGAAAUGCUGGAUUCAAUAAUAUAUAUACUCGUACCUCAAUUAACCUUCAAUCACCUAGAAGAAAUUAUUAUGUUUUUGAUAUGGUUUCGCAAGGAUUAUUAGCCUUACAUCAAGCUACAGCUCUUCCAUGGCUACUGCUAAUACCAGGUGUCACCAUUGUAUUAAGGUCAAUUGUUACAUUACCAUUGAGUGUAUGGCAACGUAAAAGAAUAGUUCAGCAGCAUGAACUGCGAAGGAUUGUUAAAGGUAUAACACCAAUAUCUAAGCUAAGGCUUGCAUCUGUGGCAUCAACUCAGGCUAAUCAGCCUCCAGAAAUAAGCUCAGCUGUUCCGAAUCUUUUACCUGAACAGAUUACAUUAUUAGCUUUAAAAGAAACAAGAAAGAAACAAAAGAAAUUAUUCAAAGAAUACCAUGUUGAGACAUGGAAGAACUUUGUAUUACCACUAGUCCAAAUUCCUUUAUGGGUUAGUGUCUCUAUGGGAAUCAGAUCACUAGUUAACAGUGGGCAACCGAUUACUGAUAUAUAUCAAAAUGAUAUCUUACAAUCUAUUACUGCUAUUACAAAUUCUACACUAGAUCUAGGGAUACCGUUAGUUGGAGUGCCUAUGGUAAUUCCUUUAUUUUUAGGUGUCUUGUCGAUUUUAAAUGUUGAGUAUAAUGGACGAUUAAUGAUAGCAAGACGCAAAACAGUUGGUGAUAUUCCAGUAGCAACACGACCAGAACAAUCCAGAUUAUUCAUUGCAAUGUCAUCUAUUCUAAAUGUUUCAAAACUGGGCUGUAUAUUUAUGAUGGGCGUUUCAUCACAAGCACCCUUAAUUUUAUCUUUAUACUGGAUUACUUCACAAUUAUUUUCUCUUAUCCAGAACAUUAUCUUGGAAAAGCUUUGGAAAUAUGAAGUGUAG